Molecule: messenger RNA, 1655 nt
Organism: Malania oleifera
Lineage: Eukaryota; Viridiplantae; Streptophyta; Magnoliopsida; Santalales; Ximeniaceae
Exons: 7
Coding region: 105-1445 (446 amino acids)
Biological process (GO): recombinational repair
Source: RefSeq, a predicted model, not a curated record
UUAAAUCUCCAAUAUGAUGCUUAAAAUCCAUACUAUCAAACAGGGGACAGAUUUCAACUUGGAUUAACCAUUCCCGCGCUUUGGCACAAUACUGAGCUCUGAGCAUGGAUCCAUGGGAAGCUCUAGACAUCGACGACUCUGACCUCUCCUCUUUCCUCCGCCCCUGCAAGCGUCCCCACCACCCUCCAUCGCCGAUCAAAACCACCGCCGCCGCCACCAGAGUCUCGGACCCCACUGACUGUUCUCCGCCGUUUCUCGAAUCCGCACCCAUCCCACCCACCCAAACCCUAGAUCCUUUGCCCCUCCACCAUUCUCCGGAGGUCGCCACAACCUCCCUGCGCCCCAUUCCAGGCCCAGCCGGCGCCGUUCAAGCUGCCAUGCACCGCAAAGCCCGUAAUGAUCGAAAUUUCUUCACUGAUGACCCAAUCCCUACUCAGGAGUAUAUCAGAAGAGUAGUGGAAAAUGGUACCUGUGACGAUGACGAUGAUUUUUCACGCAACCCCUGGCUUUGCGCCGUCGAUUUUCUUUCUCGGAAGGUAGGUAUGGUUGAUGGUGUUGCAAUCGGAACGCCUUUAAGCUCGAUCAAGAAAUGUUCGAACGCUGACAGGAUAGCUCAGGUUGUUGCAAUUGUCAAGUCUUGCAGCCCGAAUGGUCUUGGUGAUUUUAUGGUGACGUUGAAGGAUCCUACUGGUACGAUUGGUGCUAGUGUUCAUCAUAAAGUUCUUGCUGAAGGAACGUUUGCAAGAGACAUAUCUGUUGGCUCAGUUUUGAUACUCCAGAAGGUUGCUGUUUUUUCCCCAUCUCGCUCAGCACAUUAUCUCAAUAUAACACUGAGCAAUUUAGUAAAGGUCAUUUCCAAGGACUGCAGAGCUCCACCUGAUCAAAAUUGUCCUGCAUCAAUAGUCAAACAUGCUGCUUCUGGUAAGUGCAGUGGAAAGACAUGGUUGCUGCCGAAGACUGUUCCUUCGUCACAGGGAAGAGCUGAAGAUAGAAUGGAUGAUAUUAGACAAAGUGCUAACUUGAGAUGGAGUGGACUUAGUCUUAAUCAAAUAGUAAAUAGCAAUGAAGCACCAGGGGGCAGCAGCUACAACAGUAGCAGCAGAAACCAGAAUGCUGCCAGAGACAUGGAAUCCAUAUUGACUAGACUGGAUGGGAGCAAAGGACCCAUAAAAGCUAGAGCUAAUAAAGAUAUCAUUGAUAAUGAACAGAGGUAUGCGGAUGGUAGGGAUAAAGAAUCUGAAAGACAUCAAUUAGGCAGUAUCCACUGCAGUGAUGCUGCAGCAAACUUGGUUGUGCACACUAAUAUUGGAGAAGUUGGGAGUAUAAACAGAGUUGAACAGCAAAGGCAGCCACUUGUUUCAAAAGCUUCAAUUCCAGAGUGGACAGAUGAACAGCUGGAGGCACUUUUUGGUUUUGAUUGUGAGAAUGGUGACUAUCUGUUUUGAUAUAACAGUUCGUCCUGUUCAGUCUAAAGAAAAAAAUUGAUGCCAAAAGUGUCAAUGAGCUUAUAUAAACAUAUUUUAAUGUGUACAAAUCAUGCUUCAAUGUUAUUAUUUUGAAAGAUGUCAAAAUUGUAUGUGAUAGUCAUUGUAAUUGUUCAAGCUGUUAUCUUGUUGUAUGCAAGGAAUAUUUUCCUUUGAGAAAAAAACUUGUAU